Messenger RNA from Zea mays, 908 nucleotides. RefSeq lists its product as uncharacterized. The record is from RefSeq and is marked validated. The coding region runs from base 155 to 802 and encodes 215 amino acids. Lineage: Eukaryota; Viridiplantae; Streptophyta; Magnoliopsida; Poales; Poaceae. The transcript has 2 exons.
CAGAAGCGAAGGUCUCGACGAAUCCGUGACGCCGACGUGGGUUUGCCUCUGUACUUCUGGAAUCGGAAAGAGGUGUGUCGUGCGGUGCGUGUCCAAUUCUAACCCCUUCCUAUCGACCAUCAUUCUCCCCUCUGCCUGCGUCGUCCUCGCCGCCAUGGACCUUGCGGACGGGCGAGACGACGCCCUCAAUGGAGGCGUCGGCGUCGGCGUCGGCGUGGAGGAGACAAGGAGGAGGAGGAAGGUGGAGCUGGUGCAGGAGGCCAUCCGUGGCUUCCUGGAGGAGAAGAGGAGCGAUGGCCAGGGAGGAGGAGAGGAGCGCUUGACGGCCAGGCUCAGGGAGGAGGAGCAGGAGCUCCUGUUGUCGUUGCUCUCCAAGUUGGGCGAGCUAAAAACCGACCCCGAUCCAGACAUCUUGGAAGAACCGAGCUCCUCCCGCCCGGACCACGGCCACCAGCCUGCAGGAGGAGGCGAACGCAGCAAGGAGGUGGAGCCAGCUGACAUCGCCAAGGACCUGAGCAAGAUCAAGAGGCAGAACACGAUCACCCACCUCCUCCUCGGCGCCGUCAUCGUCCUGACCGCCGUGUGGCAGGUCAACGAGGUGUCGUUCCUCCUCUGGCUGCAGAGCAAGCUGAGCAACCCCUUCAAGUCCCUCGGGGACAUGGUCAAGGCCUCCCUCCUCAAGCUUAGAGGGAGGAGGCCGGUGCUCGAGUCGUCGCCGCUGCCGCUGGCCGGCGUCCCCGACGUCAGCCGGGCUGAUCUGCCGACGUUUGUCAUCGGCGGCACCGAGCACGUAGGUAAAUGAGCUAGCUGUGUGGUGAUCCGAGGAUUGAUUAAAAUGUCCAGCAUCUGUUUGUUGCGAAUAAUUUAUGAACUGGGAUUGAUUCUUGAAUUAUGAACUGACACACCAA